CUGUUUUCUAACAUGGUUAAAUGGGAAGUCGGAGAGGGCUGGACUAGUGUCACUAAAGUUGAGAGAGAGAUUACACUGAUUGGUUGUUUGAUGUUAAAAUAAUAAACAAUAAUGUAAACAAAGUCAAUUGUUUAUAACCGUAAAGAAUGGUGAUAACACUAAAUAUAUUUGAGUAAAAUGUUAAAACGUUGGGUAAGUGACUAUGUUGUCACCGAACAUCGAGAUUUACAGGCCAAUACAAUGGCAUUGGAUACUACUGGAACUUAUGUUUUAUUAGCUGGACGCCGAUUUUUAGCAAUAAAAAAAUUAGACGAUAGUGAAGAAUGUGAUACGUUGAAAAAGUUUCCAAGGCAAAGUAAAUAUGAAGUAGGAUCUGCUGAAUGGAAUCCUACGAUAAAUAAUUGUCAUUUCUGUGCUAUAUCUAGUAACACGCGAAUCGAAAUUUUAAAUUUUGCUGGUAGCAGUAGUCAAGACCUGCCAACAAUUCACAGCUUAAAAGCUCACAAUCGAGUUGUUAGUGAUCUAAAUUGGCAUCCAAAAGAACCAGAUAUCAUAGCUUCUUGCAGUAUCGAUACCUUUAUCCAUAUUUGGGAUUUAAGAGAUUCUAGAAAACCUUCUUUAUCUUUAUCAGCUGUAGCGGGUUCAUCACAAGUAAAAUGGAGUCCAUUGUUAUCGCAUACACUAGCAACGGCUCAUGAUGGUGAUGUUAAAAUAUGGGAUCAAAGGAAAAGCAAUAGUCCCGUGCAGUACAUCGCUGCUCAUUUAACUAAAAUUCAUGGUUUAGACUGGUGUCCAUUUCAACAAAACCAAUUAGCUACCUCGAGUCAAGAUUGUUCUGUCAAAGUUUUCGAUAUUUGUAACCCGCGUAAAGCGGACAGUAUUUUGUCAACUAACUAUCCUGUUUGGAGAGCUAGAUAUACGCCAUUUGGGGAAAGUUUAGUAACAAUUGUUGUGCCGCCUCUUCGUCGGGGAGAAAAUAGUCUUUUAUUAUGGAAUAUUGCGAAUCUCAAUACACCAAUUUACACCUUCGUUGGUCAUACAGACGUUGUUUUAGAAUUUCAGUGGCGACAUCCUAAAAUAAAUAGUAAUGAUUACGAAUUGAUAACGUGGUCAAAAGAUCAAUUUUUAAGAAUAUUUAAAAUUGAUACGUUUUUAAAAAAAUUAUGUGGUCAUGAUAUGGACGAUGCUUCUUUAUAUGCUCAAUAUUCCGAAGAUACAAAUUUAACAGCAUUACAAUCAGUUCAAGAUAUUCAACUCAAUGAUUCUCAAAAUGAUAAUGACUUGAAUUAUUCUUCUACUAAAGCUGACAUGCAAACAAUACCCAAUGAAAUCAAUGCUAAUUCAGAUAACGAUAAAGAAUUACCGUCACCUACACAACCAAAGACAUUGCAACAAGAAUUUUCCUUAAUAAAUAUGAAUAUUCCUAACAUAGAAUUGAAUUCCAUGGAUGUAAUAGAGAGAAGUUGCACGGUAACAGCAAGAAACAAAAAUUAUUAUGUUAUACUGAAAGUUAAUUUUCCCGGAAAUUAUCCUUAUAGUGCACAGCCUACCUUUCAAUUUUGCUCAGGCACAACAGUUGAUAAUCCGACAAUGGCUAAAUUACUUCGAGUUCUCAAACAAACUUCGCAACAACGAGUCAAAAAAAAUCGAACUUGCUUGGAGCCCUGCUUGAGACAACUUAUCAUAACUCUAGAACAAAUGUGUGUCCCAGAUGAAAGUGAAUCAAAUCUUCUAGAUUAUCACAUUCAAUCUAAUGCCGAUUUCUUAAACUCAACUGCUAUAUGUACUAAUUAUCAAGACAACUAUAUUCCAUUUCCCAGAACAUCUGGCGCUAAGUUUUGCAGCCUGGGAAUUCUUGUUUGUUUCGGUCGUUCGACUUUUACUAGACGAUCGUCUAUUAUUAAACCAGAUGGAACCACACCGCGCUCUCUUUCAGCUUUAGGAAAUAUCGGAAAUGGUGGAUUGUAUAUGAAUAUGUAUUCUAGUCCAUACCGCCAAUCAGGGGAUACUAUGUCUAUUAGCUCAUUUUAUUUUCCCGAACGUCAACAAAGGCUGGCACGGAAAAAUGUUUAUAAUUCGAGUCUAGACCAGAGUCAAAAUUGUUACAGUAAAAAUUAUUAUUCAUUAGUUACAGUAUAUGAUACUUCAUUAUUAUUCUUUGUCAACAAGGAACUUGCUGAAAAAUAUGUUUUAAAUUUAACAGAUAUUCCGGCUAUGUGUCAGCAUAAUGCAAAUACAGCAUCAUUAUUAAAUCGUCCUGAUUUAAUUCAAGCCUGGUGUUUAUCCGCUCUUGUGGUUUCACCGUUAUCGGAUUCAUCCCUAAACUCGUGUCAAAUCCAAGACAUACUUUUACCUUGGCCUCUUCAUCCAUUUGGACAAAAACUUGUUCAUUCACUAAUUCAGCAUUACGUGAAUCAAUCCGACAUUCAAAUGGCUGGAAUGUUGAGCUGCGUAUUUAGUAAUCGUUCCGAAAAUCUUGACAAUAAUCAUGGAUAUUCGUCAAGUAAAUCAGUUAACGUCAGCUCGCAAUUCAAUGGAAAGAGGUGGUUGAAGCCUGGAGGCUCACCAUAUCACACAAUCCACCCAGCAGAUACUAGUAUCGAGGGUUGGAAUUUUCAAAGUUUGAAACAAAACCGAUCGAGCUCAUGGUCUGAGUCUCUGGAUGACUUAAAGACUACCCAAGAUUCUUUGAGUGACACAGGUCGCAGUAUUCGAUUGUUGGAUGAAAAUAAUACUUUGUUAUAUGACCGUUACAAAAAAGUAUAUGCAGAAGUCCUUCACAGGUGGAGACUUCUUGAUGGAAGAGCACAAAUUUUGAAACAUGUUAGUGUUGCCCAUAUUGAUUCGCAAAAGGAUGUAAAAAUUCAAAACGAAUGUCAUCUUUGCAUGCAUACAAAUCGAGGACCGCAAUGUACUGGUUGUAAACGUUUAUCGUUUCAAUGUAUUAUUUGUCAUAUAUCAGUUAGAGGUCACAGUACAUUUUGUAUUGUUUGUGGUCACGGAGGACAUACACAACAUCUUGCUGCGUGGUUUACCAACGAAAAAGUUUGCCCAACCGGUUGUGGCUGUGCUUGUCUUCAAGAAAGUACAAAUUUGUUAAAAUUAUGAAAGUUCAUAAGCUGUAUAAACACAAUUUGUAAAAAUAGAAUAUUUAUUUUCCAAGUGUUAUUACUAUUAAUAAAUGUAUAUAACAUUUAAGUAUCAUUUUUUGAAAGUCCAAUAACGUGUAAAAAUAAAUGUUAAUG
Messenger RNA from Microplitis demolitor, 3245 nucleotides. RefSeq names its product GATOR complex protein WDR59 (gene Wdr59). The transcript is spliced from 13 exons. Lineage: Eukaryota; Metazoa; Arthropoda; Insecta; Hymenoptera; Braconidae. The record is from RefSeq and is a predicted model, not a curated record. Gene Ontology annotation, molecular function: protein binding. Bases 178 to 3108 code for a protein of 976 amino acids.